AUGAGUUCUUAUGAAAACGCCAAAUCCAUUGCUGACUACCUCAGUGGCGUUGUUCCUCAGCUUCCAGAGAUUGGUAUCAUAUGCGGCUCUGGUUUAGGUGGCUUGGCUGAGUUGGUUACAGAGGCUACUGUUGUCAAGUACUCUGAUAUAAAAGGAUUUCCUAAAAGCACUGUCGUCGGGCAUCCUGGUAACCUUGUAUUUGGAAAACUUGCUGGUAAAGACGUCGUACUUAUGCAAGGACGAUUUCAUCCGUAUGAAGGCUAUGAGAUAUCUCAGGUCAUCCUUCCUAUACGCGUUAUGAAACUCCUCGGUGUUGAGACCCUAAUCGUUACUAAUGCUGCUGGUGGUUUAAAUCCCAAGUUUAACGUCGGUGACAUGAUGAUCAUCAAGGAUCACAUUAGCUUGCUUGGUUUAACCGGAAAAAACCCACUCGUUGGUCCAAAUGAGUCUCAUUUUGGGCCCAGGUUUCCAGCAUUGAAUGGUUUAUACACAAAAGAGCUGCGUGAACUGGCAAAGGGAUUAGCGAAGGAACUGAGUAUUGAACGAUACCUGCAAGAAGGUGUGUACAUUGCCCAGAUGGGUCCCUCCUACGAGACUCCAGCCGAGGCUCGCUUCCUGCGAAUGAUUGGUGCCGACGCAGUUGGAAUGAGUACCAUACACGAGACGGUCGUUGCAAAGCACGCGGGCAUGAAGAUUUUUGGCAUGUCUCUCAUCACCAACAACAUUGUGGUGGAUGAAGACAGUCAAGUUAACUGCAAUCACGAGGAAGUCCUUGAGACCAGUGCUAAGCGGGCGGAGAUAAUGAAAACCUUCGUGAAAAAGCUUGUUGAAAAGCUAUAG
Molecule: messenger RNA, 840 nt
Organism: Echinococcus granulosus
Lineage: Eukaryota; Metazoa; Platyhelminthes; Cestoda; Cyclophyllidea; Taeniidae
Product: Purine nucleoside phosphorylase
Exons: 3
Coding region: 1-840 (279 amino acids)
Biological process (GO): nucleoside metabolic process
Cellular component (GO): cytoplasm
Molecular function (GO): purine-nucleoside phosphorylase activity
Source: RefSeq, a predicted model, not a curated record